Messenger RNA from Aspergillus japonicus CBS 114.51, 657 nucleotides. RefSeq lists its product as uncharacterized. The record is from RefSeq and is a predicted model, not a curated record. The transcript has a single exon. Bases 1 to 657 code for a protein of 218 amino acids. NCBI's taxonomy places the organism in Eukaryota, Fungi, Ascomycota, Eurotiomycetes, Eurotiales, Aspergillaceae.
AUGGUCAAAUACCGAGAAGGAAGCUCAACACUCGACAAUGGCAGGAAGAUCUAUUGGCUCAUCUGUCGGGAGGAGCAAACCUUCGGGCAAUAUUGGAGGAUCCUGGAGCAUCACCUGGAGCGGACCUUCGACAGGCUGCGCAUCAACCAUCCUCAAGCAUCGACCUUCUACGGAAUGAUUCGAUGCGGUAAGUAUCAUCAGAUCUACCGGGAAGUAAUGAUCCCAGAGGAUGAAAAUGAUCCCGACCAUUUUGUGAAUGGCCUCUACAGGAUCGACAUCAACGGGAGAGUCGCCUUCCACCGCGUGCACGAUGAGAAAGUGUUGUAUGACUGGCUCCACAGUCUUCCUUCGGCUGAUCACGAUUACGAUGAUGAUGGUAUUGUUGUCACCGAGGGCGAUUAUGGGAGUGAUGUCGUAGAGGAAGGAGAGAUGGAAGCAUCUCACCUUGAUGAUGACCCCGAGGCCGAGGUCGUAGAAGAAGGUGAGGGGGAAGAUCCUUACCGUGAUGAUGUCUAUGAGAUCGAUGCCAGAGAGGAAGAUGAAGAGGAUGAGUUUCGUCCCGAUGAUAAUGAUAACUCUGCAAUUGACCUCGAGAUCUGGGACAUGGACUGGGAUGACAAUGACGAGCCUAAUUCAGUGGUAAGCCUAUCGUCUUAG